AUGAUGGAUGCAGGCUUGACACAAGUCUAUGGCACGCUCAGCAACCACGAAAUGUCUCCAACAAACGCCUUUAUGCCGUCGGAGGUUAAUAAUAGUACAAUGUGGCUCUUCGGUAUGAUUUCCAAAGCGUGGUCACGAUGGGUUGGACCAUCCACGGACAUCACAAACUUUGGGCGCUAUUCAGUCAAGCACCCUAGUUCCAAUUUGCGCAUCAUCUCGCUUAACACUAACCUCUAUUACACUCUGGAAUUCUGCAUAUAUGAAUUAAUGGACAGCCCCGACCCUAAUCAUCAAUUACAGUGGCUCACUAAUAAGCUCGAUUCAGCCGAGCGCAGCGGAGAGCGCGUAUACAUCAUUGGUCACAUGCCCAUGGGUAGCCCUGAUGCUUUCCGUGACGCGUCGAAUCGCUUUGAUCAGAUCGUUAAUCGAUAUGAGGCAACUAUUGCCGCUAUGAUUUUUGGUAUUGAAAUUUAUCUAUGUCCAGGUAUCCCCAGAGGCCCCAAGCUAAAUUCUACAGGUCAUACCUACCUGGAUCAUUUCGAAAUCAGUUAUUCAAACUAUCAAAACCAGGCAGCUGAGACGGCUGUAUCAGUCUCUUACAUCGCACCCUCUAUAUCACCUCUGCCUGGUAUGCCGGCGUUUCGAGUUAAUACGGUGGACCCCGUCACCUUCGGCAUUCUUGAUGUUGAAACAUACAUCGCGGACAUGGACCAAGCGGAAUUUCAAACCAAACCGGUUUGGACUAAAAGCUACUCCGCGAAACAGUCCUAUGGAUCCUUGAUUCGCCCAUCCCUUAAUCACCGGCCCAUAACGGAGCUCACCCCGGCUUUCUGGCAUAAUGUUACCACUAUUUUGGAGACAGAUUCAGCUACUUUCAACACCUACUGGUCACGCCGGACCCGAGGGUAG
Messenger RNA from Aspergillus affinis, 909 nucleotides. RefSeq lists its product as uncharacterized. The coding region runs from base 1 to 909 and encodes 302 amino acids. The record is from RefSeq and is a predicted model, not a curated record. The transcript has a single exon. NCBI's taxonomy places the organism in Eukaryota, Fungi, Ascomycota, Eurotiomycetes, Eurotiales, Aspergillaceae.